UCAGAAUGUCCUAACCAUCUAUUCCUUUGUUUUGAAUCUGAUAGAUGGAUAAGUUAUUUAUGUUUUUGUUUUUUUGAGAUCUCUCACACUCACACUCCAAGAAUUACAGCGGGUUAUUACUCUUUGACAAAGUUUGACAUUUGUAAUGUUAUUCGCGAUCUACAGGCGGUCUAAUCCCUAACAGACGCUACCGAUUUCGCAGUCCUUUUUCUAGCCAGGUCACUGGUCGGGGAUGACUGACCUUGAUCUUUAUAGUGAAAUUGUAGCUGAAGAUGAUGAAAAAAGACUGGAAUAUCUGUGCAGUUUGGAUGUGCCCGAACAUGUACGUUCUCUCCAAACCCAGUCUUCUUUGUUGGAGGCAGAAGUUGAGGCGCUGAAUGCACAUGUCAGUCGUCUAGAAAAAGAACGCUUGGUUUUAAUUGCCAAAAAAGAUCAGAUUACGGACAACUUCUUCCGCUUGGGACUUGCUUGUCGCAGAGAGAUAGAGAAGCUAAAGUCACAAAUCAAAUUACUUUGCACGAAAUAUAGGGUUCCAGAACCAAAAGCUGUUAGCCAAAAGAAUUUGAACUGUGAUACCCAAAUAAACCCCGAGAAGCAGAAUUACUACACUGAUCUAGUAGCAUAUUUACAUUCUGAUCGUCCACCUAUCAACAUAUACUCUGGUAACAAUGUGCCGAAUAGAAAUCCUAAUGUUCCAAAGUGCGACGCAGUCACACAGACUGAACAUGUUAAAAAAUAUAAUCCACAGUCAUCUGGAUCUUCUUUCGGUUCACAGUCAUCACGUUCAGUGUCGUCAAGCUCAUCAUCAUCAUCAUCGUCAUCAUCUACGUCAUCUUCCAGUUCUACUAGUCAGGAUCAACCUCCGUCACAAACUGGUUCAAUGAACAAUGGACUCGGACAUAGCUUCCUAGACACAUCUGUAGAUGGUAAACCGUUACUAUCACGUUCACUUUCUGUAGUUGAUGUCGGUGGAAAGAAUUUAGAGAAUUGUGGAUGCCGUGACUCAGUUAAACAUGGAGUGUAUGAGAAAUCCUGUGGACUCAAGCAAAAUGGUGCUUUAUCUGGAAGUUUACGUGUCAGUAAACGGCUAAAUCGCUCUAAUAAGAAAUCCGGAGAUAAAAGCAUACCAGCUUAUAAUGCCGAUAAACAACUUCCUAUAGUCGACGAAUGUAGGCGCAAAUAUACUAAAACUAUUCAUGGUCAAUUAUUUUCUAAAUCUCAUUGCUUCCAUCAAAGGAAACAAAAAGAUGAUGAAGUUGCAAAUAAUCCCGGAGGAAAAACAGACACAUCGUCAGAAAGCAGAAUUUUAUCAAUGCGAGGAGUUAGAAAAUUUUCAUCGCCAUUAAAUAAUAGUGUAAACAAACACUCUUCCGUUCGAAGUUCUACUUCAAAGGACUUUAGAAUGGUUCAACAUGUUUCUCCUUCCUUACGUAGACUCACUCAAAGUAAGACUAAUGAAUCUUGUACUGGUCCAGAUUCAUCUUGCCGAGGUCAUGUUCCGAAUCAUCUCCUGAAGGCUGUAGAAGGCGCCAUACGAUUAUCUCGCGAUCACCACACAGUUCGCAGACAACAUAAUGCAGCCAAUUCAAUCCACCGUGAUCGAUAUUCAAAACACUUACACCGUAACUAUCAAACUCAUACUGAAAUAUCUCGUUUGGAAAGUGGUGAUUGCUCAAGCGAACCCGAAAGACGAACUAGGGAAGCUAGUUGUACACUGUACACAAAACGUCUACGUUGUAAAGGCGAUAGUACAAAUAUGAUCGUCGAGUCAACUUCUCGAGACCCAAAUGAUUCAGGUCACAAACCAGAUAAAGAAACUGAUCAGUUAACUUCUAAUGAGAAUGCUACGCCUAAUGCUUUAAUUCCUGAUUCAUCAAACACUAUUGGUGAUAUUCACCUUCUUAGAGAUUAUUCGGCUCAGGAAAUCGUCCAUGACUCUAAUGAACAAGUAUCAAACUCUGUCAACCCGUCUGAUCAAUCUUCAAAUCAGUUCUUGCCAAAAAACGCUUCAUUCUCUUCUAUAGAAAACAAAGUUGGCGAAUUAGUUAUUCCAGAAGUUUUGGGACUCACUCCACCUAUUUCUAAUGAUCAGGAUUGUGUUGAAGAUAAAACUGAUUCACCUCUCACAAGAAAAAUACCAAUUCGACCAGAAGAUUCAUUUGCCCAUACUAGUAGCAAUAAAAGCCGGUCACUCUGUACAGGUUGCCAUUCGCAUUCUAGAUCGGACCAUUCUUUAACGGAGUCAGACCACUCUGAAACCUGUGGUGGGGGAAUAGAAAACCAAGAAGAGGGCGAAGUCGCUGAUGAUGUAGACGAUGACGAUGACACUGAGGUGUUCAAUUCUUCACCUUAUGCAGCUCGUACACGCAAAAGAUAUUGGUCUCGUCCAUCACCUACCAGUUGUAAAACUCCAAAGCUUUCUUCAGAUUUACAUGGUAAUGAGUCCACAAACGUUUCGAUCUCUGAAAAUUCAAAAAAUAUUUCACCAUAUCCAAAUAUUGAACAACGCAGGUGGAGUAGAUGUUCACAACACUAUGAAAAAGAUGGUUCCAGGAACUCUAGUUCUGGUUUUAUGGAUUUGACUUUACGAGCGUCUCCCGGAUACGACCAGCACUCGUCCAAUCUAAAUACUUCAAGAUUUUCCCAUUCACCAGAAAUUCAUCGGAAUCAUGGGUCACAAUAUCCCUCAUCCAUUUCCAGAUCACCUUCAUUGAGAAAUUCUCGUAAUGAACACUAUCGUCAUCAUCCUAAUCGGUCAUCUAACUCUGCUUCUAAAUAUCAUCCUUGUCAGCGUCAUUACAAAUCCCCAGAAAAGAGUGCCCGAGAUUUCACCCCUAGAAAGCACAACAAAUCAUCUGUUUCGUCAAAUCAGCCAAAAAGACGUACUCACCAUUCUCCAGUACCACCAACUAAUUCUAACUCAUCUUUCCGUCGAUUUGAACGUGAACGAAUAAAUCUUCACAACAGACGGUUUCGUGCUUUAUCUCCGGUGCUAAAUCGAAAUACUUAUAGAAGAAUCGGCAUUAAUUCAUUAAAGGUAUCUGGCCCACGUUUCAACCGUACUCAUCAUCAAAGAAGAUUUUAAUCAUAUAUCCAGAUUACUGUACAGCUUCAAAUUGCACAUCUUUUUUAGAAAAGAAAUUGAAGGACAGAUAUAUUAGCUAUUUUUCCUUUGGAAGUUAUUGUGUCUGUAUUUCCUUAUUUUUGUUAGCUUCUAAUUUUUGGUUGCCUACCAUAUCCUCAGUAAAAAUAAAAGUAUAUACUAAGCGAUGCUGAUACUUUUUUAUCCACAUGUUCCUUCAUCGGUGUUUAUUUUCUAUGUAUAUUUGAUCAGUUUUUAAUUCUACCGAGGUUACUGUUGCACUCAAAAAUCUUGACUUUAUGUUGUGCUAAAUAGUAAUAUGGAGACGAUUCUGAGGAAUAAGAAGUAUCUGACUAUUAGGUUUAAUUAUUGACCACGAAAUUAGGGGUAAAAAUAUUUGACAUUCAGGUGUGAUAUUGUAGAACUAAGUUGACCAGUUGGACUUGCUAGGUUGAUCAGUCAUUUGCGAGUCGAACACAUACGAAGAAUGAAUUAAAAACUUUAAUGACUAACAGUUAUAAAUCCAGCUGUUUAAUGCAAAGAUACCUUUAGUUUUUAAACAUUCUAUGUAAACUAAGUAACAUUUGACAGUCUUUUUGUGAUCUCGUGACAUUCAAUACAUGUAUGCUAACAUCUUCGUAAUCUCAAGUUGACAUAUUUAGCAUUAUUACAAAAAUAGCAUUAAUGAAUAUAAUUCUUGGACCUACAAGAAGUUCCUAGACUUGGCAUAUAACAAUGAGUGGAACGUCUACAUCGAAUUUCGACAGCAUCAGCUAGACAGAAAAGAUUGGGAGGAAUAAAAUUUGUGUUAUAUUUCUAGGUACACACUUGGUACUUCCUGGUUAUUUGUUUCAUUUAAACUUGCUUGAUAUAGAAUGCUAGGGGCCCGUCAACUAAGAAGUUUACAAUUGAACUCUAAAAUGUACCUGAGUAUGAAGAAAAUAAUCGUACAAAUAUCAACCCGCAUUUGCUAAAUAUGCUUUUUGGAAUUGUUUUCUGCUCCAAUCUAUGUGAGCGUCUCAUGUAUAAUGAUAUACUAGCAAUUAAACCAUGCAACUUCCAACCGUUCGCUUGCGAAUUUGAACCACGCUAAACCUAGUUAUGUUUGAGUAGUGACAUAACACUAUUAACCUCCAGAGUGCGGUCGAAAGAUGGAUAUAUAAAUCUGUAGCUGGUAAAAAAAGGUAUAUUUGGUUUUUAGUUGGUUUCCAUUUCAAUGCCCCGAACAUCGUUACGUUAGUAGGUUGUGGUUCUUACGUCCCACACAAAGUCGUUAAAUCGUAAUCCAAAAAGGAUGAAAUAGAAGUACGGGAUCAAUCUACUAGACACUAACAAAUGAUAUCCGUGUAUGCAUAUAAAUCUAUUUCUCUACUACUAUACCAUUUGACUUCCCCUAGCUGUGAUGACGAAGUGGCGAAUUUCCUCCAUUCUGAGUCUUGACAUUAAACUUGAAAUCUGUCUGUUUAUCCUGAUAGUCUGUAUGUAAAGAUUUCGCUAUUAUUCAUAUUCCAUCUCUAACUAACCUACAUGAGUAGCAUUUGAGUGCACUGAAAGUGCGAU
Schistosoma rodhaini is the source of this 4642-nucleotide messenger RNA. Lineage: Eukaryota; Metazoa; Platyhelminthes; Trematoda; Strigeidida; Schistosomatidae. The record is from the annotation of a GenBank genome assembly.